CGUCAAACGUUCUGGGGUUGAGAUCGACGCCGUGGUAGAAUGGCGAACCCGGACGAUCCCCUCCUGGAUCCGCCGCCGCCGGCGGCGGCGAGCAACCGAGUCAGCAACAACGGCGGCAGCCGCGUCGUCCCGUGGGUGGCGCCCCUGAUCGGCCUCGCCGUCAACCUCGCGCUCUGCAUCUACCGCGCGGAAGGGGACCGCGCGGCGAUCGCCUUCGCGUGCUUCGCCUACCUGAACCUCCUGCUUCUCUUCUGCUGCAUCCACCACUUCGACCAGGCGCCGAGCGGAUCGCCGGCGCGGGGCCGGAUCAUCAGGGUCGCCGUGUGGCUGCUCGCCGCAUCGCUGGCCGCCGUCUUCACCUGGAAGGUGGCGGCGAUGAUGCCCCUCCCCGUCGCGGCGUUCACAUGGGUCAUGGCCGCCGCCACCGUCGUCGGUGGAUUCUACGGCUUCUUCAUCCAUGAGUACAAGUGAAGUGAUGAACUGAUCCAGAAGCUUCGUUAACUCAAAUCACACAACAACUCUGCAUACUUAAUCCGUCUUGCUUGUCUGACUGAUGGUUUAAGAGUUAAGACCGGUGGACAAAAUUAUAUCCCGGAUCAUAUAUAAAUGAAUAAUGUACUGGAUGCUUCAGUGGUAUAUAUACUUGUGUGUGCACC
Messenger RNA from Oryza brachyantha (malo sina), 656 nucleotides. RefSeq lists its product as uncharacterized. The record is from RefSeq and is a predicted model, not a curated record. The coding region runs from base 40 to 471 and encodes 143 amino acids. NCBI's taxonomy places the organism in Eukaryota, Viridiplantae, Streptophyta, Magnoliopsida, Poales, Poaceae. The transcript has a single exon.